Mobula hypostoma (lesser devil ray) is the source of this 5259-nucleotide messenger RNA. RefSeq names its product gastrula zinc finger protein XlCGF8.2DB-like. The transcript is spliced from 2 exons. The record is from RefSeq and is a predicted model, not a curated record. The coding region runs from base 764 to 1837 and encodes 357 amino acids. Lineage: Eukaryota; Metazoa; Chordata; Chondrichthyes; Myliobatiformes; Myliobatidae.
GGGAGGCUCACAAGGAUCGGAAGCAGGCUUGAAAUGGCAGAACACUUGUGCAUGGGAAUCUCAACAUGUCAGUUUUGUCUCUCUGACCGAAUAUAUAAGGAGUGACCAGAUAUUUUCUUUGCAAGACCAACACAUCUGUUGUCGAUCCUUGGAGAUGAAGAAGUAUCUGGUGAUGUAUUCUGUCUCUGAAAUGAAGUUUUCUGUUGUAACUCAGUGAAAUCCACUGGAACCGGGAGCUGAGAACACACCAGUAUUUGUUCACUGGAGAUUGGUUCUUCAACUACAUUGAUUGUACAAGAGAUUGAAACGUCUGACUUUCUGAAUUGCCAGAGAAUUGUUUGCAGUGAGAUAUCAUUCUCCUUCUCUCAGUGUGGGAAGGGAUUCUCUCAAAUCAUACCUGCAGACACGCCAGUCAGUUCACAGUGGGGAGAGGCCAUUCACCCGCUCUGUGUGAGGGAGGGGAACUACUCAGUCAUCCAGCCUGAAGAUCCAUCAGCAAGUUCACACCAUUGUGAGAUGCUCUACCUGUUCUGACUGUGGGAAGCAAUUCAUUCUGUCGUCGAUGCUAAAGAUAUAUCCGAAUAUUCACCAGUGAGAGGACGGUAACCUGUUUAGACUGUGGGAAGGCAUUCACACACUCAACCAUACCACAGUGACACCCAGCGAGUUCACACUGGGGAGAAGCCAUUCACCUGCUCUGUGUGGGAAAGCUUUCACUCAGUCAUCUCAGCUGAAUGAGCACCAGCGAGUUCACACUGAAAAGAUGCCGUUCACCUGCUCAGACUGUGGGAAGCGAUUCACUCGCUCAUCCACACUACAGAAACACCAGCUAGUCCACACCGGCGAGAAGCCGUUCACCUGCUCUGAAUGUGGGAAGAGAUUCGCUGAUUCAUACUCCCUUGUGAACCACUACCGAAUUCACACUGGGGAGAAGCCAUUCACAUGCUCUGAAUGUGGGAAAAGAUUCACUUGGUCAUACCAACUGAAGGAGCAUCAGCGAGUUCACACUGGGGAGAAACCGUUCAGUUGCUUUCAAUGUGGGAAGGGAUUCACUAAGUCAUCUCAACUGAAGGUACAUCAGCGAGUUCACACUGGGGAGAGGCCGUUCACCUGCUCAGUCUGUGGGAAGGGAUUCACUCAGUCAUCUCAACUGAAGGUACAUCAGCGAGUUCACACCGGGGAGAGGCCGUUCACCUGCUCUGAAUGUGGGAAGGGGUUCACUGGCUCAUACCACCUUGUGAAGCACUGCCGAAUUCACACUGGGGAGAGGCCAUUUACAUGCUCUAAAUGUGGGAAGGGAUUCACUGACUCAUCCAACCUUGUGAGGCACUACCGAAUUCACACUGGGGAGAGGCCAUUCAGUUGCUCUAAAUGUGGGAAGGAAUUUGCUCGGUCAUCUGAACUGAUUGAACAUCAGCGAGUUCACACUGGGGAGAAACCGUUCAACUGCUUUGAAUGUGGGAAGGGAUUCACUCAGUCAUCUCAUCUGAAGGUACAUCUGCGAAUUCACACUGGGGAGAAACCGUUCAGCUGCUCUGAAUGUGGGAAGCAAUUCGCUGAUUCAUACUCCCUGGUGAAGCACUGUCGAAUUCACACUGGGGUGAAGCCAUUCACCUGCUGUGAAUGUGGGAAGCAAUUCACUCAGUCAUCCAGCCUUGCGAGGCACUGCCGAAUUCACACCGGGGAGAAACCGUUCACCUGCUCCGACUGUGGAAAGGGGUUCACUCGGUCUUAUCAACUGAAGUUGCAUCAGCGCCGGAUUUCGGAGCGAAUGCUCCCGAGUUCGAAUCCAGCCGGCUCCCAGGUUGAGCGUCGAGCUAGCAACUCGACCUCGUAAAAAUAAGAAAGCCUGCUAAAAAAAAAUGCCAUCAUGACAGCGUCCUGAUGACUCCACUCUGGGUUAAGGGUUUCUUCUUCUUCUUUCUGGCAUCAGCAAGUUCACAAUGGGGAGAGGCCAUUCACAUGCUCUGAAUGUGGGAAGGGAUUCACUGAGUCAUACUCCCUUGUGAGGCACUGCCAAAUUGACACUGGGGAGAAGCCAUUCACGUGCUUUGAAUAUAGGAAAGGAUUCAAUCAAUCAUCUCAUCUGAAGAUACAUCAUCGAAUUCACACUGGGGAGAAGCCAUUCACAUGCUCUGAAUGUGGGAAGGGAUUCACUCGGUCAUCAGACUUUAAAGUACAUCAGCGAAUUCACACUGGGUUCUGAAUGUGGAAAUGGAUUCGCUCAGACAUCUCAAAUGAAUGAACAUCAGCGAGUUCACACUGGAGAGAAACUUCAACUGCUCAGGCUGUGGGAAGGAAUUCACUCAGUCAUCUCCACUGAGCGAAUAUCAGCGAGUUCACACUGUGUGGAAGCCGUUGAUCUGUUCUGACUGUGGGAAUUAUUGCACACAUUCAUCUCACCUACCGACAGACCAGACUGUUUUCAGCAGUGAGAGGACGUUGACCUGCUCAGACUGUGGGAAGGCAUUCACACACUUACCCACACUGCAGAGACAGUGGCGGGUUCACACUGUGGUGAGGGUGGUCACCUGCUCUGAAUGUGGGAUGGGUUUCAAUCAGUCAUUCAUCCUUGUGCUGCCCAACCGGGCUUUGACCCAUCAUUACUCGGAGAGAUCAGAAGCAUGAGAGGACGUAAUUCACUCAGGUUCGCCGAUAGAGUAUUAAAGGCAGUGGCUCAGGGCAGGUUAUUUUUGAGCAUUCAACAGUGGCCAAUCAACAGUCAGAAUGGACUAUCAAGAAAAACUUCCAAGUUAGGCAGGAGCAGGUGGAGCGGUCAUUGUUGGAGUGGACAGAGUUGGAGCGGUGACUUAGAGUCUUUAAUUCUUUGAGGUUUCAGUGAGGAGAGCAUACAGUCAGAGAUGGCAAAAUUAUGAUGGAGGUAGAAUUUUUUUUUUGCCCCCCCCUCCCUUCUUCACAUUUGCUCAGAACAGUAGAGAUGCCAGGCAAGAUAGUGGGGAACUCCUCCUGGGGGGAUGUGGGAAGGCAGGGGAACCUCCGGUGUCCCUGAUAACUACACCUGUGAGAAGGGCAUCCAGCUGCAGCUCCGAACAAUCCACAUUCAGGAGCUGGAACCGGAUGAACUCCAGAUCAUUCGGGAGGCUGAAGAAACAUCAGUCAAGUCAAAGUUGAGGUAAAUUUAUUAUCAAAGUACAUACAUCUCAUACACUACCGUGAGAUUCAUUUUCAUGCAGGCAUUUACAGAAAGCUUAAGAAACAGAACAGAACUUAUGAAAAACCUGGCAAAGGAAGGUCACAGCAGUAAGGCAAAAUCAUGAUGGAACUAGAAUAUUUAUCUUAACAUUUGCUCGGUUAGAACAGUAGAGAUGGCAGGCAGGAUAGUGGAAAGCUCCUCUUGCGAGAUGUGGGAAGGCAGGGGACCCUCCUGUGUCCCUGAUAACUACACCUGUGAGAAGGGCGUCCAGCUUCAGCUCCGAACGAUCCACAUUGAGGAGUGGGAGCUGGAACUGGAUGAACUCCAGAUCGUGUGGGAGGUUGAAGAUGUGAUAGGUAGGACAGAUAGAGAGGUAGUUCCAACCAAGGUGCGCUGCACAGGGAACUGGGUGACAGUCAGGAAGGGGAAAGGGAGAAACAGAGAGUGCAGUGUGCCCCUGUGUCCAGCUCUCUGAACAACAUAUAAAUCACUUUAGAUACUGUUGGGGACGGUGGGAUGACCAAGCAAAUGAAAGUCACAGCAAUAGGGUCUCUGGCACUUAGUUUGGCUCUGAGACUGAGAAGGGAAGGGUGGAGAAGAGGUGAGCUGUGGUCGUAGGUGAUUCAUGAGCUAAGGGAACUUACUGGAUGUUCUGUGGGUGAGAAUGAGAUUCCAGGAUGCUAUGUUGCCUCCUGCGUGCUAGCGUCUGCAACAUCUCUGGUCGGGUCCUCAGCAUUCCCAAGGAAGGUGAACAGUGAAGGUCGUAGUCCAUGUGGGUACCAAUGAUAUGGCAUGGUAGAGUAACGAGGUUCUGAAAGGGAGUUCAGGGAGUGAGGUGCUCAGUUAAAGGGCAGCUCGUCCAGGGCUGUGACCUCAGGACUGUGGUUUGUGCCACGUGCCAGGAAUAGGAAGAAUAUACAGUUUAGCAAGUGGCUAAGGAGUUGGUGCAGCAGUGAGUGCAUAAGAUUUUUGGAUCAUUUGUGCCUGCAAGGAUUGCUGUGUGUACAGGAGUGUGGGUGCGUUGGGGGAGAGGGACAUCAUUGAUGGAGGGUGAAAUGGGCAGACAGGUCUCUCUCUCACACACAAACACAUGCGGUGGAGUGUGAGGGUGGGAAUGAGAAAGGAAAAAGGUGAAUGAGGAGGAUCGAGUUAGGGCUCCUUCACAAAGUCCCAGACUCACCCAACCAUCUCCCUCUGGAAUUGGUCCCAGUCCCUACCCCAGGCUAGCCAGCUGGUGGCGUAGUGGCAUCAGCGCCGGACUUCGGAGCGAAGGCUCCCGAGUUCGAAUCCAGCCAGCUCCCGUGCACGCUUUCCAUCUGUGUUGGGUUGAGUGUCGUACUAGCAACUCGACCUCGUAAAAAAAGAAAUUCCCUGCUGCAGAAUCAUCAACAGCAGAAAGUUGAUGGCCUAUGCUCUCGCGUGAGUUGAAAGGCAAUUUCUCUUUCUCACUUUCCCCCUACCCCAGGCUGGGGGUGGGUAUUGAGUUACCUUGCCAACAUCUUUGUGAAUUGUUUGAUAGCAUCUGGUUAACACACUUUGAUAAUAAAUUUAUGUUCAACUUGUACCUUGAAAUGUAUUGUUUGUAAAACAUGUCUUCUUCAUGUGCCUUGCGCGUGACACGCUUGGGCGAUCAUGGCUUUCCACAUUAGACAAUCGAACACAGCGGCAAUGAUAUCUCGCACACUUAGUUCUUUCACAGUGUCCAUAUAUUUUCCUCUUUGCCUUCCUCUUCCACAUUUCCCAGGCAUGCGGCUUGUAAUAUAAGGCAUUCUAUUUGUCCCUUUCUGUUGACAUGGCCCAGGAAUUUAAGUUUCCUUUCAUUUGAUGUUCACAUUAAAGAUCUUUUUGUAUGGGCACGUUGGCGUACUGUCUCAUUAGUGACCCUAUCUCUAUAUGAUAUUUUCAGCAUUCUUCUAAGAAAUCACGUUUCUGUUGCUUCUAAGUUUCUUUGGAGUUGUGGUGUUAUAGUCCAUGUUUCGGAAGCGUACAGCAAGAUUGACCGGAUGUAACAUUUUCAUAGCCUUGUUGGCAUAGAAAUGUGUCUGUUGGUAAAAAUGUGUUUCAUUUUUUUGGAAAUUGGUUUUGGCAUUGGCAGUUCUUCUUUU